Molecule: messenger RNA, 3373 nt
Organism: Equus caballus (horse)
Lineage: Eukaryota; Metazoa; Chordata; Mammalia; Perissodactyla; Equidae
Source: RefSeq, a predicted model, not a curated record
GGCUUCUCGCUGGAGGUGAAGGUGAGUGACAAGGACAGGUGGUGGCAUCUUUCCCAAUGGGCUAUGUGUUCUUACUGGCCCAUCCUGUUCCCUACAGGUGUUAGCUGCUGUUGCCCUCUGAGUCUUCAGUGUUGCCCACCAUGGCAUGGCAUUUGGGUAACUGGGUCUGACUAGUUCACUCAUACACUUGUCAUAGCCAUGGCCAUUGCCUGCUGGCACUUGGUUGGUACCCACCUGUAUUCUAUUUCUCUAUUCCAAACUCACUGGAUUGCAUGGCUUGGUAUGCCUCCUUCUGCACCAUUCUCUGGCCCAAACUCACCUACAAGGUAUAUCAGGUUAAUAUGUAUAUACCACCUGUUCCCUUAGUCCAAGAGGAGGGAAGAGUUUCUUACCUCUGGCCUUAUCUGCCUCCAGCCCAUGUGAAAAAAAUAUAUAUCCCACCUGCUCCCUUAGUCCAAGAGAAGGGCCUUAUCUGCCUCCAGCCCAGCCAUAAUGUAGCUUAUCUAAAGGCCCGAGAGGUGGGGCACCUAGCCCUACCCAGCUUUCCAAUUCCUUUCAAUUCUCUUAUUCAGUCUCACUUCCAGAGACACAGCGGCCAGGAACCGUGCAGAGAUCUUACAGAGGGGAUUCUCACAAUCUCCAUUUCUGGUAAGCAGCUGAGGACAGAGAGGAGGUAGGUGGCCCCUGAGAUGGGACUGUGAGCCCUGGGCGCUGCCUUUUCAGAUACGCAGAAGAAUUCCUAGGUUGGGAGUGAGUUGAGAGUUGGCCACAGUGAUGGGGGCAGGGACAGAGAAGGGAGCAUGGGUGAGUAGGUACCUGGGCCGCCAGAAGGGACUUAGUGGGAGGUGGCCAGGAAGCUUGUGAGGGGAGGCCUGGCCCCAGGAGGGAAGCAAAGGAACCUGAAGAAAGGCAAAGAGAUCUCAAAAGGAAGCCGUUGCAGAGUGAUUGAUGAAAGGGGAGAGAGUGAGAAGGAUCUGGACGUAAGAGAGUCUGAAGGGUCCAAUGUGGGGACAAAGAGCUGUUGCCAAAGAGAGACAGAGAAGGAACAGCUGUGUCAGAUUGGACUGGUGAUAAGCCUAUGGAGGGUCCCACAGGGCAGGGGAGAUAAAGAGGUACAGGGGCCAAUUGUAGACCAGGAGAGGGUGAGAGAGAGAGUGGGUUGGGGGAGAUGCCCCAGGUGGGGUUUUGGGGUUCAUUGUAUUUUAGCAAGUGUAAGGGACCUUUCAGAAGGUGACCAAAAACUGAGGAGACAGGACUGGGGGUGGGGGGCUGUUCAGGGCUCCUAGUUCCAAGCCACUCUUGCACUUCAUCCUUUCUCUUUUGUUUCCUUCUAAGGCUGACUUACCACCAUUUUGUUGGGAAAUGAUUGGUAGGGGCACCCAUCCAACUGCUUUGCAGAGUACAGCAAGGGAGGGAAGCCCCGGAGUCAAGGCCAAGGGAAGAAGUAAUCAGUUGGGGUUGGUAAUGUGAGGUCUGGCAGCUAUGCCUUUCAUCCCUUCCUGGAUCCUCUGUUCAUCAACACUGGUGAGAGUCUGGCUAGGGGAUGGCAGGCCUGCCUUCCCACCCCUCGGGCCCCUCUGAGCAAGGGGGCAACUCUGCUGUGGGAGAUGCAGAAAACAGGUCUUGCUUUCUGUUCGAGGCAAUCACUGCUCCACCUUUCCUCCAUAAGCGUUCCAUGAGGGGCAGAGAAGAGUCCAGCAUUUGUGAUGGUCACCCCUCCUUAGUGUGUGGUGACCCCCGCACCUUCUGGAAACAGGGAAGGCAAGUAAUUUCAGGUGCUGGUUGUCCUAGGAACUUUGGUUCUUCCUUGACCCCAGGCUGCCAAAGGUAGAAGAUUUAAAAACCUGAACUAAUAUCCCCCUCCACCAAAAUGAAAUUGGCUUCCUUUUCCCAGUUUGUCCAGGCACAAUGCCCAGCAAAUUUGAGGAAAUCACAGGAGUUGUGGUCCAAGAGAUGAAUUCUAGAGGAGAUAUGAUUGCUGUCAGAAGCCUCAUUGAUGCUGACAGAUUUCACUGCUUCUGUCUGGUGAGGGAGAAGAGAAAUUUCUUGGGAUGCCGGUACUACACAACAGACCUCACCCUGGAGGACAUACUGGAGAGAGAGGAGGGUGAAGGGCCGUUUGAUAAGCCGGAUUCUGGGCUCCAAGGUCAAAAGGCUGAGUUCCGAGCUGUGGACAUGGUAGACUCAAAGGGAGAGCUGAGUGUGAAAUUGCCCAAAGAAAUGACAAUUUCAGGGAGCUUCCAGGGGUCUCAGGAGCAGGAAAUCAAGAUAUUGCACACUCGGAUACCCCAGAAAUAUCUGGAUUCCCUUGAGAACAGGAAGCUGAAGAGAAAACUACCCACUAUGUUCAAAUCAAUCCAGAAAAGGAGAGAAAACCUGUAUCUGGUGACAGAAACUGUGGAGACAACAGAGGAGAACACCCUGGAAAGUGAACAGCGAUAUACAUUUUGGAGCCAGCUGCAUCUUGGCAGUCUCAAAUUCAAACGCAAGCAAAAAAGGGCAGUGACCAUCCCCCCCAAGCGGGUCCUGGGCUAUCGAAUAAAGCAGCUCGUCUUCCCCAACAUGGAAAGGAUGGAUAUUUGUUUCGUGGGCAAAACAGAGUCCUUUCCAGAAGAGAAAGAUGGAGGUUCACGGUGCUUAGGGAGGUCCUUGAGUUUGGAGGAUUUCAGCAACAUGAAAGAGAAGGUGCAGGACAUGGUGAGAGACCUCCAGGAUCUGACUGAGCAGGAGCGAAAAGAUGUGCUAAGCUGCCUCACUAGGUGCCUCAACGAAGAUGCGCAGCUGCAGGAUCUAGAGCAAAGAGUAUCUGAGGUCCUGAUCUCUGGUGAGCUACAGAUGGAGGACCCAGCAGGUCCUCUCAUAAGCAGCCUUUUUAAUGAUGCUGGGAUCUUGGUAGAGGCGCGCUCAGAAGCCAUUCUGGAUGUCCUGGAUGCCUUGAGGGAGCUGUCUGAGGAACAACAGCUUGUGGCUGAGGCCCUAGAGAAGGGGACCCUGCCCCUGUUGAAGGACCAGGUUGAGUCUAUCCUGGAGCAGAACCCGGGUGAGCAGCCCCAUGAGGUGGGCUGUGACCCUGAGGCACGAAAUCUUUGUGCUCUCUAUGUUGCUGUCUCCAUCCUGCUGCAGCUAAGUGAGAAGCCUACCUCUGUGUCUUCCUAACUGUAUAUUGGCUCUUGAACCAUUCUCCCCACAAGCCUCUGACUGCUCCUCUUCGCAGUCCAUCCUCACCCUGCCCACCUCCCCAGUCACCAGAAUGAUAUCUUUAAAACAAGCAGCUGGCUAUUCUUUGAUACAUCCCAUUCCCUACAUGAUAAUGUCCCAAAUCAGCUUGGAUUGUAUGCAUGGACUUCUGAUUAAAAGUGGCAGAUUGAUCAUA